Messenger RNA from Strongylus vulgaris, 399 nucleotides. Lineage: Eukaryota; Metazoa; Nematoda; Chromadorea; Rhabditida; Strongylidae. The record is from the annotation of a GenBank genome assembly.
AUGCUUACACGAAUAUCAGCGGUCACAACUGAUCACGAGACUACAGCAGCUAUUGCUGAGAAAAUGCCGAUGAUGCCUGUUUUUGAGCUGAACUUUGAAGGUUUUUCGGCGCAAAUGGAACCAUUGUAUGCAAGCUCGGUGAAGGAUCGUCUUUUGGACAUACUUCGACUACGUAUCGGAGCAAUAUUGCUUGAAAAUAAGUUAGACGCUCUAAUUGGUGUUCCAAAUCAAUUAUGGACGAGUUACCUGUUGAAUAGGACAAUGUAUCCACCAAGAUUCGAUUUGGACGAGGAAAGCAUACUUGUGCAGAAAUUAGUGAGCUCCUUUUUAUUCAAUGCGUUUUGGAAUUGCUCCAUUUCGGCCAACUCGUCCAAUUAUUUGAGCUUUUGUCUUAAAUGA